CAGGUCCUCGAGCCAGUGCAAGUCUCCCUUUCUCUGGGACCGAAGCCCAGGAGUGCAGCUGGGUCAUUGGUAGUUGUGCAUUUGGUUGGAAAAGGAUCCUUCACUUUCCAUCAACACCCGUGUGUCCUCUGGGGAGAGGACCUUGACGUGCAUGCCUUCCUGCCGCGGUUGUCGCUAUGGACCGGGCACCGGGCCAGGCAGGGUGUCAGGCACCGGGCAUACUGCGGGAACAGGGCUUCUCAUGGAGCUGUCUUGCUGCAGAGCUGGAGUUCGUCGAGAUCACCAUCAUUGUGGUGGUGGUGAUGGUGAUGGUGGUGGUGAUCACGUGCCUGCUGAGCCACUACCGGCUGUCCGCGCGCUCCUUCAUCGGCCGGCACAGCCAGGGCAGGAGGAGAGAAGACGCCCUCUCUUCGGAAGGAUGCCUCUGGCCCUCCGAGAGCACGGUGUCAGGCAACGGAAUCCCAGAGCCGCAGGUCUACGCCCCUCCAAGGCCCACCGACCGUCUGGCUGUGCCGCCCUUCACCCAGCGGGACCGCUUCCACCGCUUCCAACCCACGUACCCGUACCUGCAGCACGAGAUCGACCUGCCGCCCACCAUCUCGCUGUCGGACGGGGAGGAGCCCCCGCCCUACCAGGGCCCCUGCACCCUCCAGCUGCGGGACCCCGAGCAGCAGCUGGAGCUGAACCGCGAGUCCGUGCGCGCGCCCCCGAACAGAACGAUCUUCGACAGCGACCUGAUGGACAGUGCCAUGCUGGGCGGCCCCUGCCCCCCCAGCAGUAACUCGGGCAUCAGCGCCACGUGCUACGGGGGCGGCGGGCGCAUGGAGGGCCCGCCCCCCACCUACAGUGAGGUCAUCGGGCACUACCCCGGGUCCCCCUCCUUCCAGCACCAGCAAAGCAGCGGGUCGCCCUCCUUGCUGGAGGGGACCCGGCUCCACCACGCACACAUCGCACCCCUGGAGAGCACAGCUGCCUGGAGCAAAGAGAAGGAGAACCAGAAAGGGCACCCGCUCUAGGAAUCCCGCGGCCGGGGCCGGGGCGGCAGGAGGUAAAAGGCGAAACACUCCGCACUUCUUAGACGGGAAGACAGAGGAGGACUGGGCGGCACCCUCGACGUUCGGCGCGUCACCAUCCUCUCCCCCUCUCUCUGUGUAUAAAUAUUUACGUGUUCUGUCUGGUCUGAAUGCACAAGCUAAGAAAGCUUGCAAAAAAACCCACAUUUCGUUGUUGAGCUGUGUCUUGGAGGCAAAAGAGAAAAAAACCACAAAACCUACCCUAGUCUUUCUGUUUCUAGUUGAGCCGCGUGCGUGAAUGCUUCUUUUCUUUUGUUUAUGAUGAUUUCACUUAACUUUAAAGACAUAUUUGCACAAAACCUUUGUUUAAAGAUCUGCAAUAUUAUAUAUAUAAAUAUAUAUAAAAUAAGAGAGACUGUAUUGUGAGGGCAGGAGUAUUUUUGUAUUAGAAGAGGCCUAUUAAAAAAAAUGUUGUUUUCUGAACUAGAAGAGAAAAAAUGGCAAUUUUUGAGUGCCAACUCAGCGUGUAUUACCUUGUAAAGAAAAAAAAAGUACAAAGCAGGGGUUUAGAGUUAUUUAUAUAAAUGUUGAGCUUUUGCACUAUUUUUUAAUAUAAAUAUGUCAGUGCUUGUUUGAUGGAAACUUCUAUCAUGUCUGUCGAGACCUUUAAGGGAGAAAUGUCGAAAUUUCACAGUUGACUUCAGGCAGAGGGCAGGCUCUACACGGAGUUUGGAGAGGCUUCCGGAGGGGGCCGCUUUCCUGGGAAGUGGAAACUUCUGGCUAGCGAUAGGUUAUUACCUCGUUACACAUUCCCCACCGAAGGAGACACGUUUUCCCCCCUCUGGGCCACAACAGCCUUCGGAUGGCAAAUGAAAUAGGGAAGUUACUCCAGGCACGAAGUUCCAGGUGGUGGCUUUGCCUUUCCCAAGAUGAAAAUAAACUUACUGAAGAAUCUUAGUUUUUCCUCCUGUUCUCGUAAGCAUGAAGCCCCCCCCCGACCCCGGGAAGGGGCUAAGGUGCCCCCCUCUCUAGCCCCCAGCUGCUCCCAGCGCAUGUUGCUGGGGACCCCCCCUCCCCCCGCCGAGGGGCUUGGGUGGCUACUUUUCAUGGAGGGCUUUGGGGCAAUUGGGCUGGCUCCAGGACUUAAAAGCUCAGGUCGGUGGAGUCGGGCGGAUCAGAAAGGCCCGAAGUGUUAGGAAUUUUACUUCAUCCCGGUCUUGCUCUUUACGUAGCAAUUCUUACUCAACAGGCCAACAAACAACACCAGAGAUGAAAAAUCGAGAUGCCCAGAUUUCUUCCGGGACAUGCAAAAGGGUUAACACAAAAGAAACAGUCAAACCUAUGCUUUAUGCUUUCAAGACAGAAUUCUUGACCUGCUCUCCCGCAUCUUCAUCCCCUCUCCCCGUGGAAACAGUCAUGUUGGAUGUGUUUAUUUACCUGUGUUUUCAUAGCCUCUUCAGCAGAUACAACUGGUUUACCAGGAUUUUACUGAGCGAUUUCGGUGUGGCGGGACCCCUUGGUGACGGCGUGCAGGCACGUGAGCAGGCACACGACGUGUGCGCACGGUGGCGACAGGCGGGACGGUGGAGUGGGGGUCCCUUGGGAUCUACCAGGGACAGUGGCUGGAGCUGCAGUCCCUUCCUCCCACUGAGGACUUGUUCACAUUCCAUGGGGUGAUCCCCCCCCCAAACGGAAGAGCAGCCUGCCCCCCAGCCCCCUCUGCACAGAGCUGUCUUUUCAUUUCGGCAGACUGCUAACUCGCGGACUAACAUCAGAGGAGGCAUAAGGGCAAUAAUUCUUGUUUUUAAGCAACUUUUUUAUGACUUAAACAAAAACCUGAGAACCGUUUUGAAGUUCUGACCCUUUGAACUCUAUUUAUAUAUACAUUUUCAGAGACAUGGUGACCAACAGGUAAACGUGGAGUCUGAGUGUCUGCUGCCCAGCCAGGCAGAAAGUUCUUGUAUUUUCACCAUGAAACCUGCCUCUCCGUGGGGCUCUUCAGCCUAACGUGGCUUCUUGAAGAGGAUUCUUUUAAGAAGUUGUGCAGAGAAAUCGGUAUAAUUUGUCCUCAAAGGUACAGGGACACAUUUAUAGAUAAAAUUUUUAAAAACUGUAUCUUUCCUUGAUGCGAAGUCUCCCUAGUGCCUUACUGAGGAACCAGGGCUCUCUUGUCACCAGUGGGGGGCGUCCCCGGGCAGUGGCUCCAUCACCCGGGGACUGACCUUCCCACUCGAGGUCAACAAAGGGUUGCUGCUGCUUCUCAAACAUCCCUGUCGCCCUCUCGUGUCCCGCCCGCCCUCCACCGUGGGUGUGCCUGGCUCCGUCAGGAGACCCUCUUCCUGGGCCUGCACCCUCUUGUCCAGUGCUGUGUUUGACUCCCAUGGGAGUUGUCGGCCUAGAAGUGGCCCUCGGUCGUGUGGGCAGUGGCAGGGCCAAGCGUUCCGAGGUCGUCUUGAGCCAAACUGUCUGAAUCCUGUUGCUUGGUAGUGCGGUCUGCGUGUGUGGGGUUUGGAAGGAGGCAGGGGAGUGGGUUCCUGACCUCAGCUGGCUUGAGGGCAGAGCACGCCCCUCCGAUGGCACCCCAGAAAUGCAGUCCGGGGCUCGAUGCCGCAGCCCCCCCCCCCCGGCUUCGUGCCAGGCCGAUGCCAGGUACAGAGGGUCGUGGCACAGCAGCUAGUCAAAGUUGGGGCACAGCCCGAGAAAACCGGCGGGGUGUCAGGAAACGACUGUUGGAGCUAAGCUCUCGGUUUCUCUGCUGGACCUCAGAGCUGGGGGGUGCACUCAUUCCUCUAGAUGUUGGCUGUCAUAGCAUUAUCUUUGAAAAGGCUUUGAGCAUCCCUGAGGAGACCUCCUUUUUCCAGUAAAAAGUAUGGGGUCCUUGGCAGUGGCUGGUUGGAGGGGGACCAGUUUGGGCUUCCUCUGUUCCUCAUCGUUUCCCUGCUCGUCAAUCAUGUUUCCUCCCAAGGAAGAGCAUUUCCCCCCCACAAAGGCCAGGUCUCCGCAGACCGACUUAACAAGGGGCCCUGAGAGCCAUCCCUGUCCCCCCCUCACCCCCCCUGAAGCCCAGUGUUCUUUGCAAAGAACUAAAACUCCCCCCACCCCCAACGUCUAGCAAACACCGGGGCAGAGCAAGAACCGAGUCCAUUCCCUGUCCUUGUCUCUGUGAAUUGUAUGUUUCAGAAAUUGCUUUCACAUGCACACAAAGCUUCCAGAUCAUAAAACAUCCCAGUGAUAAGGAAAAAUAAAAGCGUUGUUUUGUUUUGUUUCGUUUUUGUUUGUUAUUUGUUUCUGGAAACUGCGCUUUGAAUCUUGCUGUACUAUAGAGCCCAGAAGGACACGCGUUCUCAUUUGCCGGCCUGAUUCCAUGGUGGUGUGCUCAUGGCACGCUUUUACGUUGCGUUCUUGGCGUUGGAACCGCUCUCCUUUGCAGCCCUGUUUCCCAAGUUCUGUUCAAGUUAAACUCAUGUACACUCUCCGUGGCACGCCGGGCGCUGCGCCCACAUUGCUGCUGCGUAAGACUCUGUAUUUGGAUGCCAAUCCACAGGCCUGAUGAAAUCGCUUGUUGUGUAUCAAUAAUCAUUAGUGGCAAUGAUGACAUUCUGAAAAGCUGCAAUACUUAUACAAUAAAUUUUACAAUUCUUUGGA
Molecule: messenger RNA, 4658 nt
Organism: Ailuropoda melanoleuca (giant panda)
Lineage: Eukaryota; Metazoa; Chordata; Mammalia; Carnivora; Ursidae
Gene: PMEPA1
Product: prostate transmembrane protein, androgen induced 1
Exons: 4
Coding region: 177-1016 (279 amino acids)
Biological process (GO): negative regulation of transforming growth factor beta receptor signaling pathway
Cellular component (GO): early endosome membrane; Golgi membrane
Molecular function (GO): R-SMAD binding
Source: RefSeq, a predicted model, not a curated record